AUCAAAACGACACCAUUUUGCUAGUAGCGACGGCGCAGAGGACGGAAAUCGAAGUGGAAAAUAGGAUCGCUGGUCAAAUGACCCCAAGGAAACCAAAAUCUUUUAUCAGUAAGUGAGGCCGGGAGAGUAGCGAGUGCCAAACACAGUCCAGUAGAUUCGCUGUAUCCCGUAUUGAUCGGCGUUCUGUUUAUAUAUUAGCCUGCUCAAUCAGUAGCCAAGGAUUUAUCUGUGUUUUCUGCUGAUAGUGACUAUCUGUCUGGUUACCAUGGCGUCCGGGUCAAUCGUGAAAGCAAAAUUAGGGGACCUGAGCAGGGAUUCGUUCGUGCCCCUUCUGACAAAGCUAAUAGGGGAAUCCAAAUUCGUGCAGAACAACCCACCAGAACUCAUCCCAGAAGAAGACAGAGUGGUCAAACACGUCUUGGAUGUUCUUCUUCCUUUGAGCACCAAAACAGGCGGCGGACCCCUGCUCAUCAAUCACGUUACUUUCCCCGGCAGAGGCAACCUUAUUAUCGAGUACCCUGGAACUGAACCCGGCAAAAUUCUCUCUUUCGUGGGAUGCCACAUGGACGUCGUCACUGCUAAUUCCAACGAAUGGGAUUUUGAUCCAUUCACACUGAGUAUCGAUGGGGAUAAACUUCGGGGUCGUGGAACUACUGAUUGCUUGGGACAUGUUGCCCUUGUGACUGAACUGAUGAGGAAGCUUGGGCAAGAAAAGCCAAAUUUGAAAUCAACCGUUGUUGCUGUAUUUAUUGCCAAUGAAGAGAAUUCUGCCAUAUCUGGGGUUGGUAUAGAUGCACUUGUGAAAGACGGCCUUCUUAACAAAUUGAAAGAAGGACCUCUGUUUUGGAUUGACACAGCAGAUAAACAACCUUGCAUAGGCACUGGAGGUAUGAUACCGUGGAAACUUCAUGUCACGGGAAAACUCUUUCACAGUGGAUUGGCUCAUAAGGCCAUAAAUCCAUUGGAGCUAGCAAUGGAAGCACUAAAGGAGAUCCAGUCGCGAUUUUACAGAGACUUCCCACCACAUCCUCAGGAACAGGUCUAUGGAUUUGCAACUCCUUCAACCAUGAAACCAACCCAGUGGAGUUAUCCUGGAGGUGGAAUCAAUCAAAUUCCAGGUGAAUGUACCAUUUCAGGAGAUGUCAGGUUAACUCCAUUCUACAAUGUGAAGGAUGUGAUGAAUAAGCUACAAGAAUAUGUGGAUGAUAUUAAUGACAAUAUAGAGAAGCUAGAAACGCGGGGUCCAGUUUCAAAAUAUGUGGUUGCAGAGGAAAACUUGAGGGGAAGCCUAACUCUGACUUUUGACGAUGCUAUGUCUGGAGUUGCUUGCAAUCUUGAUUCCAGAGGUUUUCGUGUAUUAUGUAAAGCUACUGAGGAAGUAGUUGGGCACGUAAAGCCUUAUUCAAUUACUGGGAGUUUGCCACUAAUUCGAGAAUUGCAGGAAGAAGGUUUCGAUGUGCAAACUGCUGGCUACGGUCUAAUGGCAACAUAUCAUGCCAAGAAUGAGUACUGUCUCUUUGAAGAUAUGUUGCAGGGCUAUCGGGUGUUUGUGAGCAUCAUUGCUCAGUUGGAAGAUUGAGAAUUCUGGCGGAAUCCCUAAUAACUGUUGCAAACUUGUUCUAUUACUUAUAUUGUUAUUGGUGUGGUCCUGAGGGUCUGUGUGUGAGCGUGGAAGGUAGAUUUUUAGCCGGCCAAUUAAAAAAAACAAAAAAAGAAUUUGAAUUGACUGACCUUCCUGCGAUUUUCUCUGCCCUUCUUGUCCCUUACAAGUUAAGGUGGAGAACGUUCUGAUUACUUAAAUGUCACUCAGAUGAGUAUUAUUUUCCUACUAUUAACUAGCUGUUUUGGAAAA
This is a messenger RNA of Neltuma alba, 1852 nucleotides long. Its product is annotated as acetylornithine deacetylase. Lineage: Eukaryota; Viridiplantae; Streptophyta; Magnoliopsida; Fabales; Fabaceae. Gene Ontology annotation, molecular function: hydrolase activity. The record is from RefSeq and is a predicted model, not a curated record.